CUUCCGCUCUAAUGAUGAUGGCCAUAUUAAAGCCUUAUUCCACCCCCUUCAGUCUCUCCUUGCUGCAUCAAGAACAACCAAAAUGGAGCAAAAUCAAAGGCCAUCUUCGUCGAGAUCUUAUCAAUUCCACCCAGCUAAAGUAGCUAUUACUGAUCUCUUCAACCUUUAUUUAGGGAGAAGUUCGCGUCAAAAAUCUGAAGAACAACCACCGAACAAGGCACAAAAGCGUGUAACAGCGUUCAAUAGAGAUCUUCCUCCUCCAAAUGAGCAAUUUGUUUCAGACUUUGAACAUGUUCUGAGGCAAUUUCCUGAUCAAGAGCAAAUAAGAUUGGUAACAGAAUCUGUUCUGAUUUCUCUAGUUGUUCAGUGCAGUAGCCAUUCUCCACGAGCAGACUUUCUUCUCUUUGCUUUGAGAAGCUUGUGCAGUAUUGAUCUUAUAAAUUGGGAUACUUUUUUAGCAUCCCUUCUCAAUGCGGUGUCCUCUGCAGAGAUGUCAUUUGGUCAAUGUAGUCAAGCUAAACCUGCUGUCACUUCAACAAAUAUAACUCAACCUGGGAUGUUGCCAACCUCAAACACAGUAUCAGUUUCUUCUACUUUUCAGUCUAAUCCUGCAUCUCCAUUGAUCUCAGCUCAGGGUGUAGGAUCUCCUGCUCAGUCUGCUAAUGAACCAUCGUCUGCUUUAACCUCAUCUCCAGUAAAGUUGAAUGAGAUCUCUAGUAAUCUCCAACAACCAUCCUUGAAGGUUAAUUCAGCAGUAAAAGAUAGUGCCAUUAGCAGUUUGCGCCAGCGCUGCUGCAAAAUAAUUCUAAUCAGUUUGGAUUCUACUUUGAAACCUGUCACACAUGCUGAAAUCUUAUGUCACAUGCAAACUUGGCUGGUCAAUUGGGAUCAAAGACCUCAAAUUAAUGAUGAUUCUGAUGUUGCAAAAUCUUGGAGACCUGACAAGGCUCUCACUGACUGGCUUCAUAGUUGUUUGGAUGUCGUUUGGUUAUUAGUCAAGGAGGACAAAUACCGGGUUCCAUUUUAUGAGUUACUGCGCAGCGGAUUGCAGUUCAUUGAAAACAUACCAGAUGAUGAAUCCUUGUUUACGCUUAUAAUGGAGAUUCAUCGACGACGGGACAUGAUGGCGAUGCAUAUGCAAAUGCUAGACCAACACCUACAUUGCCCUACUUUUGGCACCCAGCGAUUUUUACCUCUAGCAACUCCUCAUUUUGGAGGCGAAUCAGUCACAAAUUUGCGCUAUUCACCCAUCACAUAUCCAAGUGUUUUGGGGGAGCCAUUGCAUGGAGAGGAUCUGGCAGUUUGUAUCCAGAAAGGUACGUUAGACUGGGAUAGAGCUUUGAGAUGUAUCAGACACGCUCUGCGCACAACUCCCUCACCAGACUGGUGGAAACGUGUGCUGCUUGUAGCACCUUGUUACAGGCAACAAUCUAAUGCACCCUCUGCUGGAGCUGUUUUUACAUGGGAUAUGAUUUGUGAGGCAACAGUUGACAGGAUAGUUGAACUAUUGAAGAUGACAAAUUCAGAGUCAAAUUGUUGGCAGGAGUGGCUUAUCUUUUCAGAUAUAUUCUUCUUUUUGAUGAAGAGCGGUUGCAUUGACUUUGUGGAUUUUGUGGACAAGCUUGUUUCGCGCCUCAUUGAAGAUGACCAUCAUAUACUUCGGACAAACCAUGUUACAUGGUUGCUCGCACAGAUUAUACGUGUUGAACUUGUCAUGAAUGCUCUAAAUAACGAUUCCAGAAAGGUUGAAACAACAAAAAAGAUCUUGUCAUUUCAUAGGGAGGAUAAAAGCUCUGAUCCCAACAACCCUCAAAGUAUACUGCUUGACUUUAUAAGCAGUUGCCAGAACCUGCGGAUCUGGUCUUUGAAUACGCUAACUAGAGAUCAUUUGAAUAAUGAACAGCUUCAGAAAGGAAAGCAAAUCGAUGAGUGGUGGAGGCAAGUAAGCAAAGGUGAACGGAUGCUGGAUUAUAUGAAUAUGGAUGACAGAUCAAUUGGAAUGUUUUGGGUUGUAUCUUACACAAUGGCACAACCUGCAUGUGAGAUGGUUAUGAAUUGGCUUAAUUCUGCUGGUACUGAAGUACUGCAGGUCUCUGGUUUACAACCAAAUGAAAGACUGGUAAUGAUGCGGGAAACAAGUCCUUUGCCAAUAUCACUAUUAUCGGGAUUCUCAAUCAACUUGUGCAUGAAACUUGCAUAUCAAAUGGAGGAUUCUUUAUUUUCUGGACAGGUCAUUCCCAGCAUUGCAAUGGUUGAAACCUAUACCCGGUUGCUUCUUAUUGCGCCUUAUUCAUUGUUCCGCUCACAUUUCAGUCAUCUGACUCAAAGGAACCCAAGCACAUUAAGCAAGCCACUUGCUACACUUUUGGUGCUUGAGAUUCUGAAUUACCGGUUGCUUCCACUAUAUCGGUAUGAAGGAAAGAACAAAAGCUUAAUGUAUGAUGUCACAAAAAUUGUUGCUGCCUUGAAAGGGAAACGAGGUGAUCAUCGUUUAUUUAGACUGGCUGAAAACCUGUGCAUGAACCUAAUUCUGUCCUUAAGAGAUUUCUUUUCUGUGAAGAAGGAAGGGAAGGGACCUACUGAAUUCACUGAAACUCUGAAUCGUAUUGCUAUCAUUUCUCUUGCAACUAUUAUUAAGACACGUGGAAUUGCUGAGUCUGAGCAUUUACUUUAUCUUCCUGCAAUGGUGGAGCAAAUAUUGUCGAGUAGUCAACAUACAUGGUCUGAGAAAACUCUACGUUACUUCCCUCCUGUUCUACGUGAUACAUUAGUUGGUCGUGUAGAUAAAAGGGGGCUGGCCAUUCAAGCAUGGCAGCAGGCUGAGACUACUGUUAUUAAUCAAUGCACCCAGCUUCUUUCACCAUCAGCGGAUCCUACUUAUGUAGUGACAUACAUCAGUCAUAGCUUUCCUCAACACAGGCAAUAUCUUUGCGCUGGUGCUUGGAUACUAAUGCAUGGACACCCUGAAAGUAUAAAUAGUGCAAACCUGGCACGGGUGCUGAGAGAAUUUUCUCCUGAAGAAGUGACUGCAAAUAUUUAUACAAUGGUUGAUGUUCUGCUUCAUCACAUUCAAGUAGAGAUGCAUGCACAUGCCUUGCAGGACCUCCUUAUGAAAGCAUCUUCAAAUCUGGCAUUCUUUAUCUGGACUCAUGAGUUGCUUCCUUUGGAUAUUUUAGUCCUCGCAUUAAUUGACCGUGAUGAUGAUCCACAUGCUUUACACAUUGCGAUCACUCUGCUUGAUAGGCAAGAGCUACAGCAAAGGCUGAAAUUAUUCUUUUUGACCCGUGGACCUCCUGAGCAUUGGCUAUUUUCUGGAAUGUUCAAACGCGUAGAUCUGCAAAAGGCAUUAGGAAAUCAUCUCUCUUGGAAGGAAAGGUUUCCGGUAAUUUUUGAUGAUAUUGCUGCUCGUUUAUUGCCCGUCAUUCCUUUGGUAGUUUAUCGACUCAUUGAAAAUGAUGCUAUGGAGCAUGCUGAAAGAGUUCUGGUGAUGUACAAACAAUUGCUAGCCUACCAUCCUUUGAGGUUUACUUUUGUCCGUGACAUACUGGCAUAUUUUUAUGGCCAUCUUCCAGGAAAGCUAAUUGUCCGCAUACUUAAUGUGCUUGAUAUUUCCAAGAUUCCUUUUUCAGAGUCAUUUCCGCAGCAUAUCGCCUUAUCAAAUUCUUCAACAUGCCCUCCACCAGACUACUUUGCUUCCCUGUUACUGGGUUUAGUAAAUAACGUCAUUCCUCCCCUAAGUAGCAGCUCAAAAUCAGGAUCAAUUUUAGAUGCUUCGUACCUUUCAGCUCGCAGUCCACCGAAUAAAACUCCUGUUCCAAAUCAAUCCGGGCAAACAAAUGUUUCUGAGGUUCAGAAAGCUUUUUAUCAGAUCCAAGAUCCUGGAACAUACACCCAGCUAGUUCUUGAAACAGCUGUAAUGGAAUUGCUUUCUCUUCCUGUUUCUGCUUCCCAAAUUGUGGCAUCACUUGUUCAGAUUGUAGUCCAUAUCCAAUCUACACUUCUUCAGUCCAGCAGUGCGUCACAUGGAACUCCAAAUAGUUCGGGGCAAACCUCUGUGUUACCAACAUCUCCUUCUGGUGGAAGCACAGAUUCUAUGAAUGCAAGCAGAUCUACAGCGCCAGUUUCUGGACUGAAUACUUCUAAUUUUGUUUCUCGUAGUGGCUAUACAUGCCAACCGCUAUCUUGUUUGCUUAUUCAAGCUUGUGGUCUUCUGCUUGCUCAGCUUCCACAGGAUUUUCACAUACAACUCUAUCUUGAGGUGUCACGCCUUGUUAAAGAAUGCUGGUGGCUCACUGAUGGAAACCGGUCUCCUAAUGAACUGGAUUCAGCUGUUAAUUAUGCCUUACUGGAUCCGACAUGGGCUGCUCAAGACAAUACCUCCACAGCAAUAGGCAAUGUUGUUGGUUUGCUCCAUUCAUUCUUUAGCAACCUUCCACAAGAAUGGCUUGAAGGUGCCCAUGUGAUCAUUAAGCAACUGAGGCCAAUAACUUCAGUUGCUAUGCUGAGAAUAGCUUUCCGUAUUAUGGGCCCAUUGCUUCCAAGACUUGCAAAUGCUCAUACACUCUUCAACAAGACUCUCUCUCUGCUACUUGGUGCAGUGGUGGACGUGUUUGGGAAGACUGCACAACCAUCAGUGCCUGCUCUGGCAUCAGAAAUAAUUGACCUGAUCGACUUCCUGCACCAUGUUGUCCAUUAUGAAGGACAGGGUGGGCCGGUGCAGCCUACGAGUAAGCCUAGACCAGAGGUUUUGGUACUCUUUAGUCGAGCUCUGGAAAGUUUGCGACCAGACGUACAACAUCUUCUAUCUCACCUAUCAACAGAUGUAAACACCUCCAUCUAUGCUUCCACUCAUCCAAAGCUUGUCCAGAAUCCUAUGUCAUAAGCAUUCUUUUUACAUUUUAUUUUCACCUCGUUGCUGGCUUGUGCAAAAAGACCUUCAUCAGCUAUGAUAUUCCUGCCUGUCCUCUAAACUUAAAUCUUAAAUGUAUGUCCCUACAACUUCCUUCUGAAAAUGGAGAUAUACGGAAGGUUCUCCUUAAAUGAGGUCGUGGAUAGAUUACCGCUGACUUCCCAAAAUGGUUCUGUAGGAUUGUAGGUUCUAUCACCCUGACUUAUUUGUAAUUUAGUCUUUAUUAGUACUCUGAAAUCCAUCAUAUAAAGAUGUAUGUAGUUGGUUUGCUGCCGAUUUCUUUUUCCUGUAAGUUGAUGAACAGAGAUGAACCGGAUGAUCUUGUAUAAUAACACUAGUUUUGAAGCCUGUUAUUGUUUAUUUUAUUUUUGUAAAA
Beta vulgaris subsp. vulgaris (sugar beet) is the source of this 5285-nucleotide messenger RNA. RefSeq names its product mediator of RNA polymerase II transcription subunit 23. Gene Ontology annotation, cellular component: transcription regulator complex; mediator complex. Lineage: Eukaryota; Viridiplantae; Streptophyta; Magnoliopsida; Caryophyllales; Amaranthaceae. Gene Ontology annotation, biological process: positive regulation of gene expression; regulation of transcription by RNA polymerase II. The record is from RefSeq and is a predicted model, not a curated record. Bases 83 to 4882 code for a protein of 1599 amino acids. The transcript is spliced from 21 exons.